AUGCAGACGUUGAUGCAGCGUAUGAUUAACGCAUAUUCACUGUCUCAGUACCCUGCACACUGGGCCCUGCCGUCUCAGAUAUCGGACGGUAUAGCGACCGGUAAGAGGCGAUCAAAUCUCAGGUUGCCCAGGACGUCAUUGAUUCUGGACCAAGACGACAUACGCACGACUCGCCAUGGAGACUGUCUCAAACUGUGUACUUACAACGCGAGAACAGUUUCCACAGACGCUGACCCGCAUGCCCUUCUCGGAGCUGCAGAGCGUAUCAAAUUUCACCUGAUUGGUCUUCAGGAGACCAAGUGCAGAAGGAGCGACGUACGACAGAUGAAUGAUGGUACACUCGUCAUUCGUGGAGAGAAGAUUCCGUCGCGAAAUGUAGGCGGUGUUGGUUUUGCUGUGCACUCAUCUGUCGUCCACCUCGUCGAUUCUCACAAGAUCCUGUCACCUCGUCUGGCCAUUCUUCGCCUCCGCCCUCCGCGCCAAAAAUCCAUCAGUAUCAUCAACUGCUACUCACCAACAUCAGCAGCUGAUGAAUCCGAAUUGGGCGCAUUUUACGAGGAGCUGGAAGAAGUAGUCCGCAACGAGAAGUCCUUCUACAAAUUCGUUGUCGGAGACUUCAACGCAAAAGUAGAAAAGGCCACAGAAGAGGAAUGCAGGAUUGGAAGAUUUGAACUAGGGGACCGGAAUGAAAACGGCAAUCGUCUCGCCGGACUGUUGUCCGCCGCUCGCCUCUUUCAUGGAAACUCUCUUUUCAUAAAAAAAAAGAUCAUCGUCGGUGGACAUGGGAAUCGCCCAAUGGCGCGACUAGUGCGGAGAUCGACCACAUACUCACCAACCGGAGGUGGUGUCUACUUGACGUCUCAGUGGUAUCAUCCUUUUGUAUUGGUUCUGAUAACCCUCUCCUUCGUGCGAAAAUGCGACUUAGCCACCCGAUGGAAAAGAACAUCUGCUAUCGGCAACGAAGGUGACUGGCACAUCGAGGAGGACCGUGGACUACGAGAUGCUGCUCAGAGGGAGCCUGUGCUGAACGAGGAUUUUUUGAAGUACAGGCAGAAGAAGAUUCUGGAAGCAGCACAAAGAAGAACGAGUCUAAAGAAGCGCCACAGGGAUCUCCGCAAAUAUAAUAUUCCGCUAGCAACCUUGCUGAGCGAAGACGGGACUCGCACGUCUUCUCGUCGUGAGAUGGAAAUCAUUACGGAGAGGUUCUACUCAAACCUUUUCCUUUCAUCAACUCCUGUGUCAAGCUCGAUCAUCCCCACUGAUGAAGCUCCACCACGGAUUCUCUCUUCGGAAGUACGAGUCGCUAUCAAGAGCAUGAAACCUGGCAGAGCCCCCAGAUUUUAUAUCAGCAGACUUUCUUCGGGCUGGCGGCUAUCCGCUUCAUGUAAUCUUAGCAGCGCACAUGACAUCCUACCUUCAGAAAGAAAGGAUCCCAGACCAGUGGAAGAUCUCGUGAACCAUUCUUAUCCAUAA
Messenger RNA from Necator americanus (New World hookworm), 1473 nucleotides. RefSeq lists its product as uncharacterized. The transcript has 4 exons. The record is from RefSeq and is a predicted model, not a curated record. Gene Ontology annotation, cellular component: nucleus. Gene Ontology annotation, biological process: chromatin remodeling. Bases 1 to 1473 code for a protein of 490 amino acids. Lineage: Eukaryota; Metazoa; Nematoda; Chromadorea; Rhabditida; Ancylostomatidae.